AUGACUCCCGAGGAACCUCCGGCCUUCAAUUUGACCGAGGUCGAUCGUCAAGUCCUCGCGCAGACCGACGAGGAGUUCGUGCUUCAUGACUGGGAGGAUCUCAAGUCCAUCAUCGCACGCAACGAUCUCGGCAUCCUAAAACGGAAACCCUCCGAUCUAACCCGCUACCUGGCCUGGUCUCAUCAAACCAAGCAACAGUACGGCACUAUCACAAACUACAUCUGCCAGAAGCGUCUAGGCUGGACUAUUCCCUCUUCUUCCCCUUCCUCAUCAUCCACCACCACUCCAUCCACAUCCACCCCAACUUCCUCCAUCACCACUUCCACAGAAACCACCAUCUUCCCCUACAAGAACCCCAUCCCCUUCGCAGACCCAUCCGAUUACAAGAUCCUGCGCAACGACUGGCCCUACGGUCUCGCGCCCGGAAUCUCGCACAUUGUAGUGUGGUUGCGGACUCCCGUGGCAGUCAAGGAAGAAAACGGGGACGUGACGGAUGAGUCGCGGGCGUUGAUAGAGGCGUUUGUGCAGCGGACGUUUGUGGAUGCGGUGGUGCGGGAAGAAGGGGUGAGUGAGGCGGAGGCGAGGGAUCGGGUGCUGUGGUUUAAGAAUUGGGCGGCUUUGCAGAGUGUGAGGAGUUUGGAACAUGUUCAUGUUCUGGUUAGGGAUGUGUCAGAGAGAUUGUUGACUGAGUGGACCGGGGAGGAGGGGGUGAAGCGUUAA
Aspergillus niger is the source of this 720-nucleotide messenger RNA. RefSeq lists its product as uncharacterized. Gene Ontology annotation, cellular component: cytoplasm. Gene Ontology annotation, biological process: N-acetylglucosamine metabolic process. Bases 1 to 720 code for a protein of 239 amino acids. The transcript is spliced from 2 exons. Lineage: Eukaryota; Fungi; Ascomycota; Eurotiomycetes; Eurotiales; Aspergillaceae. The record is from RefSeq and is a predicted model, not a curated record.